AUGAUAUUGAUCCAGCGCUGUGUUCCCACUUAUGAUAUUGAGUUCCCUGCGCCGCGGGAACUGGUGACGUGCUGCGCGGAUGAUGUACACGAUACUUGGGUGCCUAUAUGUUUCAUUGUUGGUGCUUGGAGGGAGGCUGCGAGUGGCGAGAAUCUCCAGGACGUCCUCCACCCAGAGAGCGGGUAUGCGGGUUAUGCUGGUCUGAGUGAGUCUCUUGGGACGCCGUUGGAGGGUUUUCUCCUUAUGGGCGCUGAGAAUGAGUUCAAGUGUAUCCGCAGGGUCAGCAAGUCCGAGGUGGGCUCCAUUCUUGCGGCGUCCCCAGAGGUCCAACGGCACCCACUGUAUGUUGACUUGGGAUGUGCGAAGUUCUUCGACCCUUUCACAGUGGUCGUGCGCACGUAUGUCGCUAUGGGGGACGUCAUUUGCGGUACGAAGUUACUACAUAUGCGACUCGCCGACGUCCUUCCCCUGCUCGGUAUGCUGCACAAUGCUGUCUCAGUCGAGGAGGCGGUGCGGAAUCCGCAAAUGUCCAGUGCGAGAUUUGAAGAACUGGAGUGGUCGUACAUGGACCUGUGCCAUAUGCCUGCACCAUCGGAGCUUAUGGAUUUCGACUGGCAUCCAUACGGCUGGACUUAUGAUGAGAUGUGUGCCUUUUACUUUUAUCCUGCGCCACAUGAGUAUUGUGUAGUAGGCUACUCGUAA
Prorocentrum cordatum is the source of this 702-nucleotide messenger RNA. The record is from the annotation of a GenBank genome assembly. Lineage: Eukaryota; Dinophyceae; Prorocentrales; Prorocentraceae.